Thunnus maccoyii (southern bluefin tuna) is the source of this 1095-nucleotide messenger RNA. RefSeq lists its product as uncharacterized. Bases 73 to 753 code for a protein of 226 amino acids. Gene Ontology annotation, biological process: response to bacterium. The transcript has 6 exons. The record is from RefSeq and is a predicted model, not a curated record. NCBI's taxonomy places the organism in Eukaryota, Metazoa, Chordata, Actinopteri, Scombriformes, Scombridae.
UCUUAAGUUGAGAGCACCCUUCCUGGAGCACAGUUUGAUUACACACAUUGCUGAGCUACAAUCAUACGCACCAUGAUGAACCUUACCUUGAUAACAGCUUUCAUUCUCUGCAGCAUCAGCUGGAUCUCUGUCUCACUUUCUGAGUCUCACACUGUGGAGGUCCAGUCUGGUGAAAACGUCACACUGCAGUGCACCAAAACUUACAAAGGUCAAGCAACAACAUCCUGGUUCAGACUGGUCAACAGAACCAAAGCCAGCUGUAUCUCAACUAUGAUCAGCUCUGGAACUGUUCGAUACUGUGAUGGAUUUAUAAAUGGAAAAUUUCAAAUGAGCUCCAACAUUUCCACAGUCUCGCUCAACAUUAAGGAAGUGGAUUUAUCUGACUCAGGGGUUUAUUUCUGUGGAUUUAACAUUUACGGACAGACAUUUUUAAGUGUCAUACAUUUAAAUGUUGAAGGCAGUGAUGAUGAAUCAUAUGAUGACAUUGGCAGAGAGUCUAAACAGUCGGAUGCAACAACAAAGUUGAUGGGUGUGAUCUUGGUGAUCUUGGGCAGUCUGUUUGUUCUCCACACUACGGUCAUCAUUGGUCUGGUUGUUAAAAACAGAAAACUUCAGAGAGCUAAUGAAGAAAAGAAUCGACAACAGAGUGAGAAUCUGGGCUCUGAUGACCUGAACUAUGCAGCAGUGACUUUCUGUCAAAAAGCAAAAAGAAGAGCGGUGGAGCCAAAUGUUGUGUAUGCUGCCACCAGAUAGACUCAAGAAACAAGAAAAGCUGUUCAGAGGGGAACUGAUGCUUUUUCAUGUGAAUCUGCACUUGUGUUUUUAUGUGUUUUUGUGUUUUUGGUGGACAGGAGACCAUCACUUUGGCAGAAAAAAAGAUGCAUAACAGUUGCAUCUUCUUUCUAGUGCUGAGUUUUAUUUCAUAUCGCUCUUGUAAAGAUGUUAUUACAGCACAUCAAUACAGAAACUUAAGCUUUAAAUGUUGACUUAAUAUAGACUGUAUGCACAGUACAUACAGUAUGUUGCUGUGUCUAUAGUGGUACGUGGAAGAAAAUAGUCUACAGCUAACAUCCAGGUGUGUUUUUUUAGCAUGUA